Letharia columbiana is the source of this 297-nucleotide messenger RNA. RefSeq lists its product as uncharacterized. The transcript has 4 exons. The coding region runs from base 1 to 297 and encodes 98 amino acids. Gene Ontology annotation, molecular function: structural constituent of ribosome. The record is from RefSeq and is a predicted model, not a curated record. Lineage: Eukaryota; Fungi; Ascomycota; Lecanoromycetes; Lecanorales; Parmeliaceae. Gene Ontology annotation, cellular component: cytosolic small ribosomal subunit.
AUGGCACCCGCAGCAGCAUCUGCCGGCAAGAAGCAAAAGAAGAAGUGGUCAAAGGGCAAGGUCAAGGACAAGGCCAACCACGCCGUCAUCCUCGACAAAGCCACCGCCGACAAACUCUACAAAGACGUCCAAUCCUACCGUCUCAUCACAGUGGCCACCCUCGUGGACAGACUGAAGAUCAAUGGCAGUCUCGCAAGGAAGGCGCUGAAUGACUUGGAGGAGAAGGGUCAGAUCAAAAAGGUGGUUGGACACAGCAAGCUGAGCAUCUACACGAGAGCUGUGACUGCUGCUGAGUAG